AUGGCAGCUGUUUUUGGUAAAUCUUCAACUAGCGGGAAUGAACGAAUUAAUAUAAGUCAAAGGGUUAGAGAAGUAGUUCUUGUUAAUGGAAUAGAACAAAAAGAAGAAGAACAAUUAGAAAAUUCAAGUCCUCAAAAUUCUUCAAAUUCCUCACCAAAAUUAAAUAACAAUAAAGGUCCAAUCCCUAUCGAAAAAACAACAACAAUAUUUCGAACAAUAAGUAUUGUUAGAAAAAAUAAUAAUGAGGGUGUCGCUAUAUCUACAACAAAAAGUUUUGGAAAAAUAAAUUUUAGCAGUCAAUCAUUGGAAAUAAAGUUGGUACUUCCUUGCUGCAUUAAUUCUUUGAUUUUUGUUGUUGCACAAUUAAUUGUAAUACGUGGUGGAAUUGGCUCUGAUAAAUGGGCUGGAUUUUCUGUGAUGUUAAUUUUUUGUAUCCAGUCAAUUGCCCCUCCAAUACUUCGCUUUGCUUUUAGCAAACUUUUACGAGAACAAGCAUUAUUAGCACUUGGAUUAAAAUCAUUUUUGUUAAAAAGAGGACGUUUUCGGUUGUGGACAGUUGUAGCUUCAUUUGUUAGUAAAGGAGGUGGGGGUGGUGCUGGACAAUUGGCAGCACAAAAUGCUGCAUCGAAGAGAAAUAAUUUACAUUAA
This is a messenger RNA of Meloidogyne enterolobii, 648 nucleotides long. NCBI's taxonomy places the organism in Eukaryota, Metazoa, Nematoda, Chromadorea, Rhabditida, Meloidogynidae. The record is from the annotation of a GenBank genome assembly.